Triplophysa dalaica is the source of this 1106-nucleotide messenger RNA. It is a transcript of the gene shisa2a, whose product is annotated as shisa family member 2a. The coding region runs from base 54 to 839 and encodes 261 amino acids. The record is from RefSeq and is a predicted model, not a curated record. The transcript has 2 exons. Lineage: Eukaryota; Metazoa; Chordata; Actinopteri; Cypriniformes; Nemacheilidae.
AUACAUUUCAUCUUUGACUGCAGUAACAUUGAAACAAUCGAAAGGAUUUAAGCAUGUAUUCAUUUGCAACCCGCGCGCUCUUGUUGCUCGUCUCCGUUGUUUUCCCGGUGUCUUUUGCGGUAUCGGGGGAAUAUUGUCAUGGCUGGACGGAUUCCUUUCAUUCUUGGCACCGGGGCUUCCAGUGUCCGGAGCGCUUUGACGCCGAGGACGCACGUUACUGCUGCGGGACCUGCGCGCUCAGGUAUUGCUGCACCUACGCGGAGGCGCGCCUGGAUCAGAGCACCUGCGAGACGGGCUCCGAGUCUGAAAAAGCUGACGACAUAAGGAUGAUGACUGAAAGUGUUCCAACCUAUCUCCCCUUUGUGAUUGUGGUGAGCGCGUUCCUCUCAUUCGUUCUGGUCGGGUCAGUCGUGUCUAUCUGCUGCUGUCAGUGUGUUAAACCCAAAGCAAGUGAACGGCCGACCGGACCAUCUGCUGCUCAAACCAGCCUGCUGGAGUCGGGAGGACCUUCCGUGGACAGCUCGACCCCAUCCCGCACCUCCACUUCAGGAUCCUCCACUACAAAUGCUCGACCUCCACCAUCUGAGCUCAGCGUGAACCUCUAUGGGCCAACGGGAAACUCAUUUCCCACUGCUCAGUCGCAGCAAUAUGUUCCUUCACUUCCCCAGGGGCCACCGCAGUUCUACCAGCCCUACAUGAACUAUGGAUUUCCUCCAGAGCGCAUGAUGGUGGCCCCUGCGUUCUUGGACGGACGUCCUGCGUACGGCCAGGUGCACGGGCAGCCUUUUCCACAAGCCCCUAUGCACUCUGAACCCAUAUACCCCACUGUCACCAUCUGAUUACACAACUUUCUACAAAAUCAAUUGGGACUACAUAAGGAAUAAGAAGUUUAUAAUUGCAUGUCCCAGGGAUGCAUUGUUUUGUUGCCUUAGGCUUCCACAGACAGUUCAGUAUUAAUGUUCGUUUAAAAUGGAGAGUGACAUUGAUAGUCUGGGUAAAGAACUAUAUAUGAUUUAUAUUGACUUAAUUGUGACUGACAUCAUGUGUUAUACUCGUGGUGUAUUGCUGCUUCUCAUAGGAGUGUAUUUGCAUGAACAGUUGAUUGU